Messenger RNA from Cavenderia fasciculata, 2037 nucleotides. RefSeq lists its product as uncharacterized. NCBI's taxonomy places the organism in Eukaryota, Evosea, Eumycetozoa, Acytosteliales, Cavenderiaceae. Bases 1 to 2037 code for a protein of 678 amino acids. The record is from RefSeq and is a predicted model, not a curated record. The transcript has 5 exons.
AUGCAGUUCAAUACAACAACAACAACAACAACAAAAGAGAGUAGUUCAUUUGUAAUUCGACCAAUGAACGAAUUUGACGUUAAAACUAUAUUUGAUAUACAAAAGGAAAUGUUCCCAAGUGAUGACUUUUUCGAAGAGUAUCAAGUAUUUUAUACAAAGUUUUCAUUGUUUCCACAAGGAUGUUGGGUGGUCGAUCGUAUAGAAGAAAGAAAUGAUGUAGAAAUUUCAACCAUGAUUGCUCACAUUUUCGUUCAUCCAUGGAGAAAAGAUGAAUUCCCACCUUUAAAUAGUUUUGAAAAACUUAAAAAAGGUUAUCAACCAAUUAAAGAUUUAUUAAUUCAAAAUAACAAUAAUAAUAAUAAUAAUAAUAAUAAUAAUAAUAAUAAUAAUAAUAAUAAUAAUAAUAAUAAUAAUAAUAAUAAUAAUUUUGAAAAAGAUAAUUUAGUAUUUUAUUUAAAUGAAUUGGGUGUAAGACCUAUGGCUCGUGGUUAUAAUAUUGGUUCUUUAUUGGUUGAACAUACUUUAAAUUAUGUUUGCAAUUAUCUCUCAAUUCCUUUAGUAACAUUGGUAUCAGUUCAAGGAUCAUCAAAAUUUUGGGAAUCAUUACAAUUCCAAAUUGUACAAUUAAACACUGAAAGAAGGGAAUAUCUAACCACCAAUUACGUGGUGGCUAUAAAUGCCUACAAAAUCCAAACCAAAUCACUCUUGACAUUAUUAUCAGUUGAUGAAAUAUCAAAUCAUCUAUCACAAGAAAUCAUCAAUCAAUUAGCCAAUGAAUUUGAUAUUUCCAAAUCAUUCAAUUCCACCUCACCUCUUGAAAAUCUUGAUCAUUUUGGUUUUAUCGUUUCAUCCUCUAUCAUUAAUAAUCCAACUCAUGUUGAUCAAUUAAUUAAACAAAAGAAACCAAUUAUCUUUAUUAAUUUAAAUAUUAAAGAUAAAGAAUAUUUUUGUACAAAAAUAAUGGGAUGUAGUUUAAAUCAAGGUGAUAGAAUCUUGGCAUAUAUUCCAAAAAAGUUCCAAGGUAGAAAUUCCUAUUGUUUGUUGUCAUGGCCAGAAGAUGAACAACAAGAAACCAACAAUCAAAUGAUCGAGUCUGCCGUAACCGAUCAUUUAAUGGGUAAAUUAUUGGUUGGUGAUUCACCCAUCUCUAAUCUCAUCCCUCCAUUAAAUGACAGUAUUCCAUUUGGUUAUUUUGAAUUCUCAAUCGUUGGCCAAUUCACUCCUGCCCCAGUCUCUGGUGUCAAUGUCCAAUGGAAUACAUUAUCUUUCCGUAUUGAUAAUCAUUUCUAUAUGUAUAAAGAUAAUGUUUAUGAAAAUAAUUAUUUAGUAUUAUUACAAAAUGGAUAUGUAUCACCAUCAACAAUGGCAGUGAAUGAUCUUUCAAAGGCAUUGGGAUUUUAUCAAUCAUCAUUCCAAUUGACCAAUGAAAUCUUUUACAAGAAUCAAACGUUGCCUUUGGAUGGUACUUUUGGAUUGGAAUCGACUUCGCCAGCAACCGUCGAUCAAAAUCAACAAGUCACCAAAUCAGCUACUACCACUACUCAAAUUCAUGUUGGUGUCACUGCAACUGGUUCGGGUGGUGAUGGAAGUGCUAGUGUCACUCAGACCUUUGAAGCAUCGACUGUCACUGUUCAAGACAUUACCGACUAUGGUAUCGAUGAAUUGACUGAUCCAGUUAGUAUGAAUACUGGUUGGGUGUGGCACCAACAAUUCCCAUACGAUGUCUAUUCAUUGGGAUGGGAGAAUUUUGGUGAAUGGUGGAAACAAGCUUAUGAUCCAACCAACAGUAACAACAUUAUGCCAGUCCCACCCCUCUCUACCGAGACACUUCAAUUCACAUCGUCGUCUGUAUGGCGUGCCGACUCUUCUCUCAUCGAUGAAAAUGAUGAACUCUUGGUAGAGUUUGAUUUCAAUAUCCAACAUGUUGCCUCCCUCAUUGCCAUGCCCCACUUUUAUGAUAGUCAUCAUAAAUUAUUCUAUCUUGACUAUAACCCAGUCUAUGGUGCUAUCAUCAAUGCCAAUUUUAAUUUAGAUUAA